CUGAAGCCGAAAGAAUCUCUUUUCCCUGAAGUAGCUAUUCAGUUUUAUGGUGCGUAGUACUAUCACAGGAGUAGUGCGCAGAGAAAGAGGGGUCAUUUCUGCAGUACAAUUGGUUAUUAAUAUAAGUAGCGUAAAAUCGGAUUUUUUUUUUGUUCGUGGAUUUUGACUUGCGCGUGUGCGUAAAGAAUGACUGCUGAAGUCCAGCAGCCCUGCGUGCAGACCCCUGCACACAGUAGCCCCAUGUCGGAGAAACCGCACGGACAGACGCCUGUGAUGGAGACCUCCUCUUCCUCCUCCAGCACCAAAACAAAAAAGACGACCGCUGGAAUCCGUCGUCCUGAAAAGCCCCCGUACUCUUACAUCGCUCUCAUUGUCAUGGCCAUCCACAGCUCUCCAACCAAACGACUGACUCUGAGCGAAAUUUACCAGUUCCUCCAGAGCCGCUUCCCGUUUUUCAGAGGCUCAUAUCAAGGCUGGAAAAACUCGGUGCGUCACAAUCUGUCUCUGAACGAGUGCUUUAUUAAGCUGCCCAAGGGUCUGGGCAGACCCGGGAAGGGUCACUAUUGGACCAUCGACCCGGCCAGCGAGUUCAUGUUCGAGGAGGGAUCUUUCCGCAGGAGGCCGCGGGGAUUCAGGCGCAAAUGUCAGGCGCUCAAACCUUCCAUGUACAGCAUGAUGAACGGGCUGGGAUUCAAUCACAUACCCGAGUCCUAUAACUUUCAAGGGGGCGGCGGGGGCCUGCCUUGUCCUCCAAACAGUUUCCCUUUGGAGAGUGGGAUUGGGACGAUGAAUGGACAUUUGGCCAGCAAUAUGGAAGGAAUGGGCUUGGCAGGACACUCCAUGUCCCAUCUAUCAACGAAUAGUGGACAUUCCUACAUGGGCAGUUGCACGGGAUCCUCGGGGAGUGAAUACCCCCACCACGACAACUCUGCAUCGCCGCUUCUUGCCAGCGGGGGAGUGAUGGAGCCGCAUGCCGUGUAUUCUAGCACAGCCUCGGUCUGGCCUCCAGCGUCCCCGGCCUCUCUAAACAACGGGGCAUCUUACAUCAAACAGCAGCCGCUCUCUCCGUGCAACCCUGGAGCCAAUCCACUGCAGCCCAGUUUACUCACACACUCUCUUGAACAGUCCUACCUGCACCAGAAUGGCCACGGUACCACCGACCUUCAAGGUAUACCGCGCUAUCAUUCCCAAUCGCCAAGCACGUGUGACAGGAAAGAGUUUGUCUUCUCUUUUAACGCCAUGACCUCUUCAUCAAUGCAUUCACCAGGGAGUAGCUCGUACUACCACCAUCAGCAGGUCUCCUAUCAGGACAUCAAACCCUGUGUGAUGUGACAGCAUUGUUACAUGCAACUACUCUAUGCAACGACGAGAAACAGCGCAAACAGACCCAAAUUAACCAUGGAGUGGUCUGUAAAUGGCUCUUUUGGAAAGGAACAUGGAAUACGGAAUUAAGAAUGGCCGUUUAUUACUAAUCAGAACUUGGCCAUGGAAAGGCAUUGUUAGAAAACUACAAACUCAAUACGGAGCACUUCAGAAAGGCCGAUUCGCUACUUUUAGAGAUUUCAAAAUGGAAAAAAAAAAAAAAAACCUACAGCUUCAGAUCUCUGCGAAUAAGGCCUGGGACAAAAUAAAAUCAAAAGCAUCUCGUUUCCAACAGCUCGGUACUAACUCUGCUGGCGACUGACUACCACGCUCGGAGAUGCAAAGAUGAGUGAAAUGCUCCGAUGUUGAUAUAUUGUUCUUAAAGUCGAGUUUGAAACGUUUGUAUGUUUUUCCACAAUAAUUUUCAUUUCGCUUUAAAAGGUGAAAACCGUAAGAACGCGAAAUGAAGGCACUUUUAAACCUAAAGCGCAAUUUAUUUAUUCUUUUCAAAUGUUUAAU
Molecule: messenger RNA, 1881 nt
Organism: Sinocyclocheilus anshuiensis
Lineage: Eukaryota; Metazoa; Chordata; Actinopteri; Cypriniformes; Cyprinidae
Product: forkhead box protein F1-like
Exons: 2
Coding region: 187-1332 (381 amino acids)
Biological process (GO): regulation of transcription by RNA polymerase II; animal organ morphogenesis
Cellular component (GO): nucleus
Molecular function (GO): DNA-binding transcription factor activity, RNA polymerase II-specific; RNA polymerase II cis-regulatory region sequence-specific DNA binding
Source: RefSeq, a predicted model, not a curated record